AUGCUCUCUCUGUUCCCAGGAUUUGGGCCGCAGUUGCCGCCAUUCACGUCUCUCUUGAUCCAAGGACCUUACCAUGCCUCGGCACCAAUCCAUCUUGCUUUAUCCCACACGAGUCAAGCAAAUGGCUCUAGUGCAAUAUUCUUAUCUCCGUCGCGUCAGCUGGUCACCGUGGCACUGAAGGAACACAACGAUUCGUGGCUUGCCCAAUCAGGCCACGGCCGUGUAUCAGAGAUGUCGUCUCGCAUCAAAAUGCUGACAGCUGUUCUCAGUUAUCCACCGACACCAACACAUUUGGCCUUUCUUUUGGCUUCCCUUGAGGUUCCGCGGCAAGGGUCAGCCCAUAUCCUCCAUCCGACAACUACUCUCGACGCGUUUCCGGACCUCAUUGUCCUGCACGAGCUCUCAGCAUACUUUCUUUCUGAUGUAGAAUCAAACCCCAUGUCGCACCCUUGGACUGUCUCGUCCUAUAUGUCGCUAGUGAUUAGGGCACUGUCUUUUGCGACGUUUAUAUCUUCUGAAUCCUCGGGUCGCACUUCGGUAGUGCUGUUCGAUUCCCAACUACAUCGGCUGAAGCUUCCUGUCGUGAAACAAGAUUACCACUACAGCAAUGAAGGCCCAAAUCGUCCGCGCCCUGAGGCUGUGGGUCCUCUGAUGCAGAGAUAUUUCCAGACCAUAGGCACCUUUGCACAAGACAGCGACAACUCCGAGCGCCCAGAAUCUGAUCCAGACCGAAAGCGUUUGAGCUUAUACAGAGCUGGACAAGACGAUUCGGUGACCUCUUGGUCUUGGAAUGAAAAAAGUAGCAGUUUGGGCACCAUUUUUGAACACGACUACUAG
This is a messenger RNA of Guyanagaster necrorhizus, 837 nucleotides long. RefSeq lists its product as uncharacterized. NCBI's taxonomy places the organism in Eukaryota, Fungi, Basidiomycota, Agaricomycetes, Agaricales, Physalacriaceae. The record is from RefSeq and is a predicted model, not a curated record. Bases 1 to 837 code for a protein of 278 amino acids. The transcript has 5 exons.